AUGGGAGAUGCGGGACUGUCACCCACGGCUUGGGAUUCCCCAGAGCAGCAAGAACCGGAACCAGACCCGGAGCUAGAGCCAGAGUCAGAUGCAUAUUCUGACCUAGACGGACGUCCAUACAGUUAUAGGCAGUGCGUAGAUGCCCUAGAGGCUGAAGGCGUACCGAUGGACCUUUCCUCCGACACUGCUCGAUGGUGCGUCGUUCGAGGAAUACGAACUUCCUACGAGUAUGCAACCAGCCCAGAAGUGACCCGGAUAUGCAAAGAUAUGGACAUACCCCAGUUUGCCCGCGCUCGUAAUGCACGGCUCAUUAUGAGCAACGUUAUCCCUGAAGAAAUGGAGGAUGCACAGGUCCAGCCAUACUGCAUAUGGAUUCCGGGUUUUGCUUCUGCAGAGACCUAUCGCGAGCUUGUAUAUAGGUAUCCUGCCAUGUUAUACCAGGUUGGCCGGGCUUGCGGCGCCGCUGGAUAUGUUGACUUAUACAAGGAGCUCGUUAAGGAAUUUAAACUGCUCCCUGAAGUGUCUAUCGCCGAGGAGGCACGGGAGGGUGGAACUGACGGUGGCCGUGAGAUCUACCGUUUAAUCUUGGAGUCGCCUAUCAAAUAUGCUGUGAUGGACGACAACACUCGCGGUAUCAAUGUUGAUAAUCCUCGUUAUCCAGCUUAUCUAAACGGAGAUACUGCUGUCCGCUGGAAGGUAGAGCCUCGUGAAUAUCUGCUUGAGGACGGAGAGUAUGAUCAAAGCGACAAAGAUAUCGAAGAAGAUAACGGGCUCGCUGUUGCAAGCGAGUACUUGGACGAUAAAUACAGGGGUCUGUCCGCCGAUGAAGCCAAAUGGCUCUAUCAGCCCCUUCCACCUGAUAUUCCAACGGUAAAAAAAGAACUCCUGAGAGAAAUGGCAGCAUACGAGGGUAAUAUAGAUCGAUAUUACCGACUAAUGGACUCCGAGGAAAUGGAAUACACGGAAUUACAUUGCGUUACCCGCGGCAUUUACCAUAAUUCCAUGUUUGCACGGUGGUGGAUGGACCAGCUUGAGACGAACGCAAGUCGCAUCCCCAAGGGUGAAGAAUGGAGAAUACGAUCAGCCAUCAAUGCCCGCCGGAUCAUGAUAAACGAUAUCGCUGGCUUCCACGAUGAAAUAGAAGGCAAACCAUAUCUCAUCUGGUGGCCUCUCAGGCCUCAUCCACGAUGCCUCCAGGCCCUCGCCAAGAAGUGUCCAUCAAUGCAAGAGCAAAUUGCAAUAGCAUGCAUAUUCUGCGAUUACGAGGAUGUCUAUAAAUCCAUCAACCCCGUUCCGCACUGGCGUAUUCGCCUUGCCGCUACAAAGAGUGUGAACUCUUUUUAUCUCGCUGACGUGGAUAAACGAGCAUCGGAACAAGGCGUCGACGUCACGGAACGUCGUGGCGAAAGGGAUGGUAAAAAGGACAAUUUGAGUAGUGAUCUCGAACCCACUUCGCUAUGGGUAACAUCGUCUAUCAAGAGUAAUGCAAUGGUUAACCGGCAACCAGAUUUCAAUCCAUACUUUGGGAGUAGGGUUUACACAGGAAUAAUUGAAAGAUAUGUGUUCAAGUCACCGGAGGUUCUUCAAAAAUUUCGACCGCGACGCUAUCGAACUAUUGAAGACUAUGCGGAUCUAUUGAUGGAUUAG
Molecule: messenger RNA, 1647 nt
Organism: Nannizzia gypsea CBS 118893
Lineage: Eukaryota; Fungi; Ascomycota; Eurotiomycetes; Onygenales; Arthrodermataceae
Exons: 2
Coding region: 1-1647 (548 amino acids)
Source: RefSeq, a predicted model, not a curated record